Molecule: messenger RNA, 1575 nt
Organism: Trametes versicolor FP-101664 SS1
Lineage: Eukaryota; Fungi; Basidiomycota; Agaricomycetes; Polyporales; Polyporaceae
Product: MFS general substrate transporter
Exons: 11
Coding region: 1-1575 (524 amino acids)
Biological process (GO): transmembrane transport
Molecular function (GO): transmembrane transporter activity
Source: RefSeq, a predicted model, not a curated record
AUGGUCCUCGACUGCCAUGCCUCGCCGAGCACCGCGUCCCCGUCCGAGGAGCACCAGCGUUUUCUCGACGACUAUGACCCUCUCGGCGACGACAGCGCCCUCGAGAACCAAAAAUCGGCCAGGCCCGAUAAGGUCACGCCGAUCCCCACUGGAAAGCUCGCGACGCUGUGCGCCGUAAGGCUCGUCGACCCCAUCACGUUCACCCAGAUAUUCCCCUAUGUGAACGAGAUGAUGGAGCAUAUCCAUGUCACCGACGACCACUCCAAGAUCGGCUUCUACAGCGGCAUAGUGGAAAGUAGCUUUGCCGUCGCCCAGGUCAUAUCAAUAUACCAGUGGGCACGGCUAUCAGAUGUGAUUGGUCGUCGGCCCAUCGUGCUCUUUGGGAUCUUCGGCAUCGGGCUAUCUACGAUGUUGUUCGGGAUCUCUACCACGCUAAGUGGCCUCAUUAUGGCACGCUGCCUUAGCGGCUUAUUCUCCGGCAACGUUGCUGUUAUUCACUCCGUACUGGGAGAAAUUACCGACUCCACCAACCAAGCCAUCGCCUUCCCUCUGUAUGGGCUUUGCUGGCCCCUCGGAGGAAUUAUCGGGCAAACCUCCUUUAGUCCGCUAAUGGGCGGGUUGCUGUCCAACCCAGCCACGAAGUUCCCGUGGUGGUUCGACACACCCUUCCACCACAAAUUUCCAUAUUUCCUGCCGUGCUUUGUGGCGGCCCUGAUUGCGUUCGCGGGGUGCAUAUACGGGUACUUUUACCUGGGCGAGACACAUCCUAACUUGCAACGAGACCGCAAAGAAGACAUCCAAAUGUCGGAACGUCGUGACGGCUCGUUUGAGAAACCUUCAGAACCGGCAUCUGUAUCCCAUCUGCUGUCCAUUCCCGUCGUCCGUGCUCUUUGCCUCAGUGGGGCUGCACUGUCAUUCAUUGCUACCGGGUUCGACGUCACAUUUGUAUUAUUCUGCUACACAUCCCUCCAGCAAGGAGGCCUCGCGUUCAACGCCACCCAGAUCGGCUACGCGCUCUCCAUCUCGGGCUGUAUCUCCAUCGCGCUCCAGCUACUGUGCAUGCCCGUCCUCCUGCGGCGCUUCGACCACGCGCGCACGUACAACUUCUGCAUGGGCCUCUGGCCCUUCUGCUUUGUGCUCCUCCCGGGGCUCAACAUCAUCGCGCGCUGGGGCGCACUCGACCUUGCCACGGGCGAGCUCGGCCCCACGACGAAAGCACUCGUCUGGCUCGGCAUUGGCGUUAUCCUGUGCAUCUCGCGGUGCGCCGCCCUCGCAUUCUCCGUGAGCAUGAUCCUCGUCAAAGACGCCGCCCCGAACGCAGCCUCUCUCGGCGUGACCAACGGCAUCGCGCAGUUCGCCAUGUGCUUCUCCCGCUCGUUUAGCCCCGCGUUCGCCAGCUCGAUCCUCGCGUUCUCAAUCGGGUACGAGUUCGUGCUGCUGCGGUACCUCUGGGUGCUCGUCAUGACCCUGAUUUGCUUCCUCGGCACCACGCUCUCGCGGCGCAUCGCGGAAGGACGCCGGCGCAGCCCCCGCCCAUUGGGCACGGGUGGCGCGUCGCUCGCCAUGGCGCAUUAA